Phialemonium atrogriseum is the source of this 342-nucleotide messenger RNA. RefSeq names its product FK506-binding protein 1. NCBI's taxonomy places the organism in Eukaryota, Fungi, Ascomycota, Sordariomycetes, Cephalothecales, Cephalothecaceae. Gene Ontology annotation, biological process: protein peptidyl-prolyl isomerization. Gene Ontology annotation, molecular function: peptidyl-prolyl cis-trans isomerase activity. The coding region runs from base 1 to 342 and encodes 113 amino acids. The transcript is spliced from 6 exons. Gene Ontology annotation, cellular component: cytoplasm. The record is from RefSeq and is a predicted model, not a curated record.
AUGGCCGUCACUAAGACUACUCAUGUGGAGGGCAACGGCGCCGUUCCCAAGGCCGGAGAUAAGGUCACAAUCGAGUACACUGGCUGGAUCAAGGACACCAGCAAGCCCGACAACAAGGGCAACAAGUUCGACUCUUCUGUUGGCCGCGGCGACUUUGUGACCAGUAUCGGAGUUGGCCAAGUCAUCAAAGGCUGGGACGAGGGCGUCUUGGCCAUGAAGGUUGGCGAGAAGGCCACUCUCGAUAUCACAAGUGACUACGGUUAUGGAGAGAGAGGAUUCACUGGCCAUAUCCCCCCACGAGCGGACCUGAUCUUCGAUGUUUACCUCAAGAAAAUCAACUGA